Molecule: messenger RNA, 4246 nt
Organism: Punctularia strigosozonata HHB-11173 SS5
Lineage: Eukaryota; Fungi; Basidiomycota; Agaricomycetes; Corticiales; Punctulariaceae
Product: general substrate transporter
Exons: 10
Coding region: 160-1746 (528 amino acids)
Biological process (GO): carbohydrate transport; transmembrane transport
Cellular component (GO): membrane
Molecular function (GO): carbohydrate:proton symporter activity
Source: RefSeq, a predicted model, not a curated record
AGACUCGGACGGGGCUACCGAGUUUGGGAGGGAACGGUAUGGAAACCUUGUCCGGAGCAGCGUGAGGUCCGAUGACGGCAGAUAAGGACCGGACGGUGCAAGCGAGGAAGGACGCGCUCCUGCCCUUUGCGCUCCUCGACGUCUACGCCGGUGGCCACUAUGAGCGUCCUGCAGAACAUCCGCGUCUACUGGCUCGCGUUCAUCGCCUACUGGGGCAUCGUCCUCUUCGGGUACGACACCGGCAUCGCCGGUGGCGUCGUCUCCCAAAAGUACUUCGAGACCCGCUUCCACAUGCUCAACCCGGACGGCACGACCAACACCAAGAAGGCGAACGACGUCUCGUCCAACGUCGUCUCCGUCCUCCAAGCCGGCGCCUUCUUCGGCGCCCUCUCCUCCGCCCCGCUCUCCUCCCGCAUCGGCAGGCGCCUUACCCUCGUCGCCUACUCGCUCGUCUUCACCGUCGGCGCCAUCCUGACGACGGUCGCGGGCGGCGGCUCGCACGGCCUCGGCCUCAUCUACGCCGGCCGCGUCAUCUCCGGCUUUGGCAUCGGCGGCAUCUCCGCCGUCGCCCCCGCCUACGUCUCCGAAUGUUCCCCGAAGGACGUCCGGGGCCGCAUCACCGGCCUCUUCCAGAUCAUGGUCGCCCUCGGCGUCAUGAUCUCCUACUUUAUGAACUACGGCAUCAGCCUCAACCCCUCCCUCGCCAACUCGCCCCGCGUCUGGCGCAUCCCCUUCGGCUUCCAGCUCGUCCCCGCCGGCAUCAUGUCCCUCGGCCUCCUCACCGUGCGCGAAUCCCCCCGCUGGCUCGCCGCCGUCGGCCGCUCCCCGGACGCCCUCGCCAACCUCGCCUACCUCCGGCGCCUCCCCCCCGACGACCCCGCCGUCCGGCGCGAGCUGUCCGAGAUCGAGGCCGCCAUCGCGGAAGAGCGCGCCGCGCGGAGGGGGUUGGGCUGGAAGGAGGCGUUCCUCGGGCGCGGCAACUGGCCGCGGUUCGUGAUCGCGAUCGUGAUCUUUAUCCUCCAGCAGUGGUCCGGCCAGAACAGCGUCAACUACUACGCGCCCCAGAUCUUUAAAUCCAUCGGAUACACGGGCCAAACGCCCUCGCUCCUCGCCUCCGGCAUCUACGGCGUCGUCAAGCUCGUCUCCACCGCCCUCUUCGUCUUCUUCCUCGUCGAGUCCCUCGGCCGCAAGCUCUCCCUGCUCGUCUCCGCCCUCGGCAUGGGCACCUUCUUCUUCAUCAUCGGCGCCAUCCUCAAGACCCACCCGCCGCCGCCCGCGCCCCCCGCCGGCGGCUCCCCCUCCCACCCGCCGCGCGCGAGCCAGGCGAUGGCGGGCAUGAUUUACAUCUAUGUCUGUUUUUACUCGAUGGGAUGGGGCCCGCUGCCGUGGGUGUACGUGAGCGAUAUUUUCCCGACGCGGACGAGGCAUUACGGGCUCGCGACGGCGAGCGCGACGCAGUGGCUCUUCAACUUUGUGCUGUCGAAGGUGACGCCGACGAUGGUGACCAACCUCGGCUACAAGCUCUUCCUCAUGUUCGCCACCAUCAACAUCGCCGGCAUGGGCACCUUUGCGCUCCUCAUCCCCGAGACCAAAGGACGCUCGCUGGAGGAGAUGGACAUUAUAUUCGGCGCGGUGUCGGCCGAGCAGCGCAGGGAAGAUGUCGAGCGCGUCGAGCGGGAGAUGGCGCAUGCGGUCCAGGGCGUGACGAGCCACAGCAGCGAGGACGAGGCGGCGAUGAAGGUGUGAUUUGUAUGUGUGUAUACGUUUGUACGAUAUAUCGAGAUGAGGGGGUAAUCGGGAUGGUUUCGAAGACGGCACCAACGAUGAACCACGAAACAGUGAACGCCAAAAGUAUAAUCAAGGCAACGGUAGGACAAUCGAUGCAGAACACGAACAGAAAAGACCUCAACGUCGGCCCAGUGGCCCCAUCAAAUACCCAUGUGGACAUACGUGGCCCAUCGCUCCGGAGGUAUCCCUCCCUCACGCAACUUCCUGACGGCGGAGUCGAGCGCGUACGCGAUCAGACCGGGAUUCUCGUAUCCCCCGUUCAGCAGCGCUUCGUGGACCUCCUUCGCCACGGCGGGCCCGUCCAGGUCGUACAUUUCCCUUUGCAUCUGGGUUUAAGUCGCGGUGUUUCCUCAUGACUGACGCAAUGUGCUCACCACAUGGUACCCACUACGGACUUGAAUCCGGCGAACAGCAUCGAUCCGGCCAGGUGCACGAUCUCGUCCGGAAGACCUUCGUCUCCGGCGGCCGACUCGCAUGCGCUAAGGAAGGCGAAGAACGCCCGGGGCAUCCUGGCUCGCGCAAUGUCGGCUAUCGUCAGCACCCCUCCCUCCAGAACGAAUCCGCUGCUGAGAGGGUCGCCGCGAUCCUGCUUUGCGUGGCAAGCGAGGUGCACGACGGAUGAUUCGCCCAUGGCCUUGCACACAUUUUCCACCAUGCUAGCGUCGUGAUGUUUGACCUCCCCUGGUGGUGUAUCACGAAUCUUCUGAUCUAUGCAUAUCAGGCGUCCAGACUGAUACAUGCUCGCCAACUGGGAGAUUUCCUCCGCAGCCAUCGGCAGAGGUGCGUUGCCUGAUACAUUUGACUGAGCGACGAGUAAGACUUGGGCAUCUGCCGAAGAGACGAUGCGUUGCUUCCUUGCUUCCACUAGAGCUCCGAGAGAUGGGGUAUAAGAAGAGACCACGUAGUCCGAGGUGCAUGCCCCCGAUGACAUGCCCGCGGCGUGCAGUGGCAAAAAUACGAAACUCCCGGUCGGGCACCACCACAAACGAGGACGUGAUUCAUUCCCCUUGCACUAAUCAUCGUUAGCUCAGAUAUAUUCAGUCACCUUGUGCGGAUCUUCAAUGACUUACUGGAAGGUUCAAGGAGGUCAGAAUCGGGCACACGACAUUCUCCCAUACUUCCUGCACGCCAUUUCCGGCCAGAAUAGCCAUUUCCCCUAAGCUCUGGCGACUUCGCGCAGCUCGUUGAGCAUGCGAGAGUGCCUCCGACCAUCUUGAUAUGCGAAGAACGCCAACCUGGGGUAACGGCACGACGUAUGGCUCGGCGGCCGCCGACGGCAUUACGAUGCCGUACGCCAGAGCAUCUGUGGCCAUCAGCAACACCACUGGGCCUUUUGAUGCCGCCUGACGCAGUUCCGCGAAUCCUGGGGGAACAAGGAAGCGCUCGAAGCCUGGAAUGCGACGAGACUGUUGUAUAAGCUCUUCGAACUCGUCGACCAACCUGCGUCGUCGUGAUGCUUCGAUCUCGCUUGUAGUGUGCGACAAAUCUAACCCCGCUGCGUCUAGGCUUGAGGAUACCUCGCGCAAACGGUCUGACAGUCCCGCCGGGAGACCCUCGAAAGGACUGCGUAACUGCAAAAGACCGUUCCAAAGGAUUGCACGUCCGUGUUCCAACAAUUCUAUCGCGGUCCGUGGCUGCUGAAUGGACAUCGCGUGCGCCGCGGCUUCUAAAGCGAACCCUUGGGCGCCUUUGAGAGCCUUGAGUCGAGCUCUCGCAUCCAUCCCGCGGGAAGCCACCAGAGGGAGAAAUGACAUCGCCCUUUCGUGACCUGCAGAGAUAGAGGCUGCAUCGUUCAUCUCCUUUGCCACUGCAAUGUAUCGCUUGUUGAAGCUAAGCCGAUGGAAUAUGGAGGAGUAUGGAUGAUCCACGGCGCCCACCCAAGCCUGCAUGCAUUCUGCAUAAUCACCCUUGUUCUGUGUAAUCUGGAAACGGGCAUACAAAUCCUCGGCAAGGCCGGAGGACACCGUGCCGUAUAACGGCUCAACGAUUGGCGCACGUUUCAAGGCGAUGCUGCGAUGCUCAAUAGCCUCGUCGACAAGUGUGUGGUCGCCGGUCAAAAUCGAGGAAGACUGCAGUAUGUCCGCUAGGAUGUGAUCCGCAGCCUCUUCGAGGUCGGAGAUCGACCCUCGAAAAGCGCCAAGCUUUUGCAGGGAAUAUCCGAUGUAGCAAAGGGCCUCGUAUCGUAUAGGAGUUCCCGGAGGGCAUAAUGCCAGGUAAUCGCGGCUCGCACUGCAGGCUUUGAGGAGGAGUGGCUCGCUACAAGGGUAUCCUAACCAUCGCUGCCUCUCGAUCUCUGCAGCCAGAAGCACGCAAACCCAGCUGAGACCAAGACGCCGCUGUUCCAGAGACUUGCUCGUAGUGUAGCAUAUUCUAGCGUGAGAUGACGCCUCGUCAUAAUCCGCUUGGGCACCCAAUCGCUCGAACCUUCUGAGUAACGCUAUGCACAAUCCAAGUCGCG